AUGCCUCAUUUUUCAUGUGAUUCAUGUGGACAUGUCUUAAAGAAAGCACAAGUUUCAACACAUACAUGGAAGUGUAGAUUUGCAUCAUAUUCAUGUACACAAUGUGGUGAGAGAUUCUCAAAUCAAGACUACACUAAACACAGUGUUUGUAUGACUGAAGAAGAGAAAGUCAUGGGUAAAUACUAUAAAGGACCUAAAUAUCAAGCCAAUAACAAGAAUAACAAUAAUGGAAAUAAUAAUAGUAAUAAUAGUAAUGGCAAUGGAAAUGGUAAUCAUAAUAACUCAAAUCACAAUAAUAAUAAAAACAGUAAUAAUUAUAAUAAUAACGGUAAACCAGAUAACAAUGAUAGUAUAACAAAUAAUAAUGAUAAUAAAAGAAAAUUAGAAACAAAAGAGAAAGAAUCAAACAACGAUAAAGAGAAUAAUAGUAAUAAACAAUUGAAAUCAGAUAUUAAGCAAGAUGUAAAGAGUAAUAAAAAGAAUAGUAAUGAUAGUGAUAGUGAUAGUGACAGCUCAUCAUCUUCAUCUUCAUCAUCAUCAGAAAGUGAAAAAGAAGAUAAGAAGAAAAAAGUAGAAUCAUCAUCAGACUCAAGCAGCAGCAGUGACAAUGAUAGUAGUUCAAGUAGCAGUGAUAGCGAUAGUAGUGAUAGUGAUAGUGAUAGUAAAGCUAAAGCCAAGACAAAGAAAGAGUCAAAAGAUAAAUCAGAUUCAGAUUCAGAUUCUUCAUCAUCAGACUCAAGCAGCAGCAGCAGCAGCGAUAGUAGUGAUAGUGAUAGUGAUAGUAGCAGUGAAAGUGAAGAUAAAGUUAAAGUUAAAGAGCUAAAACCAAUAAAGAAAGUAGAUAGCAGUGAUAGUAGUGAUGAAAGUGAUGCUGAGAAAUCAAGUGAUAGCAGUAGUGAUAGUGAUAGUGAUAGUAGCAGUGAAAGUGAAAGUGAAAGUGAAAAGAAAACAAAUACAAAGACAGUUGCCGAGUCAGAUUCUUCAUCCUCCGAUAGUGAUGAUUCUUCAUCAUCCUCCGAGAGUGAAGAAGAAAAGAAAGAUAGUGGUGCAAAAGAUGACGAUAGCAGUAGUAGCGAUGAUAGCAGUAGCAGUGAGAGUGAUGAUGAAGGUGGUAGCAGUAGCAGCAGCAGCAGCAGCGAUAGCAGUGACAGUGAAAGUGAAAAAGAUACUAAAGCCGACGUCGUUUCUAUUAAAAAGAAAGAUUCAUCAUCCUCAUCGUCUUCAUCUUCAUCGUCGUCGAGCAGCGAAAGCGACAGUGAUAGUGAUAGUGACAGUGAUUAA
Messenger RNA from Heterostelium album PN500, 1281 nucleotides. RefSeq names its product LYAR-type C2HC zinc finger protein. Lineage: Eukaryota; Evosea; Eumycetozoa; Acytosteliales; Acytosteliaceae. The coding region runs from base 1 to 1281 and encodes 426 amino acids. Gene Ontology annotation, biological process: negative regulation of transcription by RNA polymerase II; rRNA processing. The transcript is spliced from 2 exons. The record is from RefSeq and is a predicted model, not a curated record. Gene Ontology annotation, molecular function: DNA binding. Gene Ontology annotation, cellular component: nucleolus.